Messenger RNA from Aspergillus terreus NIH2624, 837 nucleotides. Its product is annotated as alpha/beta fold hydrolase. Bases 1 to 837 code for a protein of 278 amino acids. Lineage: Eukaryota; Fungi; Ascomycota; Eurotiomycetes; Eurotiales; Aspergillaceae. The transcript has 3 exons. Gene Ontology annotation, molecular function: hydrolase activity. The record is from RefSeq and is a predicted model, not a curated record.
AUGCUCAAGAAGGAGCCACGGCGGCUAGCUCACGCGCGUACGUUUAAAAAGGAUGCCCCGACAGACUCAAUCGGACCGUACACCUUUAAGAGCCUUGCAGAUGAUUUCGUCAGCCUCGCAAAACAACUUGGUUGUGUAAACAUCAUUGUCGGUGGACAUGACUGGGGGUGCAUGAUCGCUUAUCGAAUGGCGACAUGGCAUCCUGACUUCGUGACACAUAUGUUUACAGCCUGCGUCCCAUACCUCCUACCGAAUGCGGAAUGGGUCGAAAUUGAGAGAAUCGCUAAGAUCUACCCGACAUUUGGUUAUCAAUUACAGUUCGGAAGCGGAGUUAUUGAGCAGGAAACUCAGACCAAGGAAGGAAUCCGCAAAUUCCUGAAUUCAACGUAUGACGGACGGACAUCAGACAACCAGUCCGCCAUUGAUGCAACCAUGGGUAUUGAUUUUGAUCUCGUUGCUCAGCUAGAAAAAACGGCACUCUUAAGUGAAGAAGAACUUGAGUACUAUGUGAACGAAUUUGCUAGGAAUGGACUCCAUGGUGCAUGCAAUUACUAUCGGAACCAUCGCCAGAACUUUUUGGACGAUAGUUAUUUCACCCGGCAGGGGGACAGUGACGCUGCAGUUAUCAAAUGCCCCACUCUAUUCCUGUGUGCAACCGAGGAUAAGUUUAUCAGACCGGAGAUGACCGAGGGUAUCAAGAAGUCUAUUUCGAACCUGACCUUCAAAAAAAUCAAUGCCAGCCAUUGGAUCUUGUGGGAAAAGCCGGGAGUAGUUAACGGAGUACUCAGAGAAUGGUUUUGGCAGGAGGGCCUUGUUAGUAAUAGCAAGGGAGCUUGA